Messenger RNA from Mauremys mutica (yellowpond turtle), 1067 nucleotides. RefSeq lists its product as uncharacterized. Bases 43 to 744 code for a protein of 233 amino acids. Lineage: Eukaryota; Metazoa; Chordata; Testudines; Geoemydidae. The transcript is spliced from 2 exons. The record is from RefSeq and is a predicted model, not a curated record.
AUUCAGGUUUUACAAGAGCAGCACCCGCGCCCCUAUUCUUUUAUGUCUUCACAGGAAUCAGCUGCCAUGAUUGCCACCCCACCUCGAGAAAACCCCCUGGUUGCCUGGUUAAAAGCCUACGCCCUGCAGGAGGUCCUCAUCGGAAACCUGUCAGAUGUCCCCUCAUCACAUGAUUGUGUCGCCUGCACAAGACGAGAGGCCUCAGAUGGAGGAUCCCCUUUCCUCUGGAAGUUCCUCCCCCUCACGAACCUGACCCCACAGCAUCCAGCCUCCGCCUGCAACAACACAGACUGGGUCCAUCGACCACUGUUCACCUGCAACACCAGCAGUGACGACCGGAAACCCAACUCAUUCGCCCCUGUUGCGUUUAACCCCCUCUCCUACAGUUUAACUUUACAGCAAAUCCGUGGACUGUCACUUGGUCUGGAGGCCCUCACCAACAUCACAGCCGAAGGGUUUCGUCAAACCAGCGACGCUCUCACAGUCCUGGCCAGCUACGCCGAGCAGAACCGUCUUCUGAUCCAGACCAUCCUACAAAAGGACUUUUGUGUUGCCUUAGAGGACCCUGAUCCUCGCUUUAAGGGACAAUGUUGCCUGCACCUUCAGCCUGGGUGGAACAACAUCUCAGCCGUGGCUGACCAACUGUCCUCCUUCGCCGUGCAGAUUCGUAAGGAGCGUAAGCAGUGGGAUCCUGGGCCCAGUCCAUUGAGCAGUGGCUUAUUACUGUUGCUAUUAUUCUUGUAGCCUUUUUGUUGGGGAUGGCAGUGGUCAAGCAGCUAAUUCGUAAGGUUGUGUCAGCCCUGCCUUUGCAGGUGAGGUAUUCCUCCAUCCCCUUGGACAGCAGCAAACCACCACCUCCAUACUACGAAGACGACGACUUAUAAAACACCCUUUUUUUUCUUUUCUUUUUUUUUGGUCUUUGCAUGGGAUAUCCCCUUCACAGCCCAUUCAAGUCGGCCAGGGGGGCAUGUCUGUUACAGCUCCAUUUUGUUUCUUAAAGCUGUCCCCUUACUCCAUUUUGUUCUUGUUCUCCUCUGUGGCUGCUCCUCCCUGGCUGUUAAAUUGUU